Messenger RNA from Physcomitrium patens, 2772 nucleotides. Its product is annotated as annexin D1. NCBI's taxonomy places the organism in Eukaryota, Viridiplantae, Streptophyta, Bryopsida, Funariales, Funariaceae. Gene Ontology annotation, cellular component: plasma membrane; cytoplasm. Gene Ontology annotation, molecular function: phosphatidylserine binding; calcium ion binding; calcium-dependent phospholipid binding. The record is from RefSeq and is a predicted model, not a curated record.
CCGUCACCGCGUUUGUCAUGCAUUGCCUACGUUCAAAGCCUGAAGCUGGGCGGAAAGAGGGAGAGAUGCGGUGCCGAAGCUAGAAUUGGUUGCUGAUGGUGAUGAAGGCUCUAAAGAUGGAGCCCGUGGACCUAAACCGCAAGAGAGAAAGGUGGCAGUUGGCGUGCCCGGUAUGGAAUCCCUCGUGGGGAUCCGCCAGAUUUUCUCGCAGGAAUUGGAGCAGGUUGGGCGGGUGUACCUCUAUGGGCGUUAAUGUUUAGCAGUGGCUUUUGCGGGCUUUUUCAUAUGGUGAAAAGUCGCAAUGCAGGUCACCCGCAGGAGUUUGGUGCGAUUGAAAGGCAGUCGCUGAGUUUGCCUGAAAAGCGAUAGCACUCCCUCUGUUUCUCGCAGUAUUGAUGACAGCCUGACUUUAGAGCUGAUCUGGAAGAGUUUCUCUGGCAGGCUGAACUAUAGUCGGCUGAGUCUGUGCCGAUGUCUUGCAAUCCUCAGUGCCUAGCCAGUUUCUGUGGAGGAGAGAAUGUGGACUAGCCAGUGCAGACUGACAGAUGUGCCAAAGAGAAUGUGCUGGGUGGUGUUCAUAUGUUGUGUGUGCUACAAUCUGUAGUGUCAGAUGAGUGAUAGCCGAGGAAUUGACCCUCCUCGAAUCUUGUUGAGACCUGCCUCAGAUGUCUUCGCCCUUCCGACGCUUGAAUGAUGGCAGACUUCUGGUAGCUCGUCGCAGAUCUAUCCGGUACCACCAGCAGUGCAGAAGUAGCUGGGAGUUGCGCAGAUUGUGCCUGUUAGUCUCGAAGCGUUUUUAGUUGUGCACUGGUAUUCAAGAGAAUGCUGAAGAAUCUUAAUCGGUUCUCAAGGGUUUUCCCGAAGCCGGGAAAUGUGGUCGUUGGGAGCUUGCCAAACGGUUGCUGUAUGGUGAAGCAAUAAUGGAAAUGUACUCUCAUUAUUUAUCUUCACGACUGAAAUAGUUAGAGGAAGUAAGCCUAACACGAAUAGAGGAAAAAGAACAACAAAAUGGGGGGAGUAAAACAAUUUCAACAGUAUCCAGGCUUAGAAGAUGAUAUUAGAGAUCUCCGGUAUGCUCUCUCAGGUCUAUUUCCGAAUGAGAGGAAAGUGGUCGAGAUCCUAGGCAAGAGGAGCCAAGCGCAUCGAGAGAGCAUUGCCGAGGGUUACAAGCUCUUGUUUGCUGAAAGCUUGCCUAAACGCCUCAAGGCGUCCAUGAGUUGCAAAGCUGAGAGAUGUCUGAUGCUGUGGAUGAUGGAUCCGUCGGAGCGAGACGCUGUGCUUUUAUACGAAGCUUUGAGUCAAGGGGGUCCUAAGAAGGAUCGUGCAGUGAUUGGAAUGCUGUGCACACGAUCCUCCGCACAACUAUACCUGAUAAAGCAAGCCUACUACAGUGUGUUCUGUCAGACACUCGAAAAUCACCUUGACGGCUCAGGGUUUGUCUUCCCAGAGCCCCAGAAUAAGAGAAAAUGGGCAUUUUGGAGAAGCGCCGAACCUAAGGUGGAGGACCCACCGAAGAGACAGCUUGCUAUUACAAAGCUCUUAUUGGCGCUUGCGCGCGGCAGUCGACCCGAAAACACAACCGUGGAUCGCCACAUUGCUUUAACUGAUGCACAUCAACUCAAUAAAGUGUGCUCUGGAAAGCUGGGUAAUGAGGAGACUCUUAUUCGAAUCUUCAGCACCCGGAGCCCAUACCAGCUGACGGCCACCAUGAACUUCUACGAACAGCAUUACGGUCAUGACUUCGAAAAGGCUUUGAGCAAGAAAGAUGCAGGAGAGUUUUUACAGGCGUUGCGAGCAGUCGUGCAGUGUCUCCGUCGACCUUCCGAAUUCUACGCCGAGGACAUCAUAACCGCGUUAUCAAAAGGGAACGGGCCCGUGGAUGAAGACACCCUGGUGCAGAUAAUCACUACUCGAGCGGACGUGGACAUGCACAUGAUCAGGAUAGAGUUCAUGAAAGAGUGCAAGAGGGCGCUGGAGCAGGUGAUAAGCGAGCGAGCGAUGGGCGUCAUCGGCCAGUUUCUAGUCACCGCCAUCAGACAAAGAGACAUGGUUUUCAACUCCAGGCCCACCUCGGAAGGCUCCACAAACUCCUAUUACACCAACCCACUCUCCACCGGAUCGCGACAAUCCUCCGACAGAUCCCAACCUGACACUUUCCACAGCGGCAGCCAGGGAUCCAGCGGCACAAACUCGUCUCACAACUCAUUCACCUCGAAAUCGAACCAGCACGCAAUUGUGAGUGCGUCAGGCUCAUAAGACAGAUAUCCACCUCUCUCUCUCUCUCUCUCUCUCUUUCUUCUACUGAUCCAACCCGUGUGGAGGUCUCCACACUUCCUUGUACAGCGGGACAACUUUUCCACUCCAUCCACAUCCCACACGAUGCUUUCCACCGAAAAUCUAAAGCAUCGCCGUUUUCAUGGCGCAAGUUGAGUCCUUUUCCCCAAGACAGUUGUGUGUGUUUUUUUGCGGCUGCUGUGCUUAAGGAGAGGUGUAAGCUUUGUCAAUGGAGGUUCGCACAGCAGCACUUCUCUACUUUGCUCAUGAGAACCGUGUAGCUGUUCAUUUUUUAUUAUUAUCAUUAUGUUAUUAUGCAACAGAAAUGGGGCACCUUCAAAAUUCCUCGGAAACGCCACCGGACUUGUAGAGCUCAAACUGCCCAUGUACUUGUAGUUAGAAACCCAACCUUUGGAGGCGCUGGUGGUGGUGUAAAGCUUUUAGCUCCAUUUGUGAUAUCAAAGUUAGCAGUGAAACUCAAGCUGGGUUUUAUGUUCU